Sclerotinia borealis F-4128 is the source of this 504-nucleotide messenger RNA. Lineage: Eukaryota; Fungi; Ascomycota; Leotiomycetes; Helotiales; Sclerotiniaceae. The record is from the annotation of a GenBank genome assembly.
AUGAAGUUCUCUUGCGCUACGAUUUUCUUCGCCAUUGCUGCCCCUACGAUUGUUAACGCAGCAAAGACCAGUGUCAAUGUCGGUGCCGUGAUCUCCCAAUUCUUCCCCUCCUCGACCCCUUCCCUCCCCGCCGGAGCGUCUUCCACCCUCGCCACCGCUCUCGCUUCCGUUGACAACGCCUGGACCACAGCUCCUGCUUUUACCUCGUUCAACAGAGCGAUAUAUUCCGCUGCUCCUUCAUCUCUUCAAUCUUCCCUCUCUCAGAGCGGAUAUAUUUAUGAAAAAAUCGCAACUGCGGAUUGGUUCACCAAGAAGGCGCCUAAGGAUGUUCAGAAGGCAGUGAACAGUUAUAUUAGUGCCGUGGCCAAGGUUGAGAAUAGUGUUUUUAGUAAGGUUGCGACGGAGACGAGUAAGGCUGCUGCUGCUGCUGCUACUGGUGUACCGGCUGUUGGUGUUAUGGGUGUUGCUAUGAUGGCGGGAUUAGGGGUUGUGGGGAUGAUGUAG